AGUCAAAACCCAAACGAGCCCUGCUCAAAUACUCGUGGUUGGUGGUAAGUGGCUCCAGACUUCCCAUAUUGAAUACGAUCCCAUCCAGCACUCCCAAGAAAAUUUCGUAACUGACACUCAACAAAAGAAAACCAAGAAAUGUCAGUGCACAACCACUCAGCCGUCUUCCUUACAAGACCGCCGCCACCAGCGGCGCUUUUAUCUCCACCGUGUAGAUUAAACAUGAUUUAUCUUCGUAAUAAUUGCUUUACGAGUAGUGAUUGUAAAUUGAUCAUGCAUGCUACAAUAGCUGGCAGCAAUGGGAGCAGCAGUGGUGGAACCACUGCUGGCGGAGGAAGAGACGGUAGAGUGAAGAAAAAAGGAGUGCCGAAUUCGAAUUAUGUGGUGCCGCUUGAUAAAUCUUUGGCCUCUGCUUAUACUUCUUGUAUUACCCGGCCUCUCUCGGAGAUCUUGCGUGAUCUCAAUAAGAGGAUUCCUGAUAAUAUCAUUAAGCCUCCUAAUUCUUCUUCUACCUUGAUCCCCUGGCACCACGCGAACCGAAUGCUCAGCUUCUAUGCUCCUGGAUGGAGUGGAGAAAUACGUGAUGUUAUAUUUGCGGAAAAUGGAAGUGUGACUGUGAUAUUCCGUGUCACCAUUCUAGGAUCUGAUGGAGAGGCUCAUCGUGAAUCAUCCGGGACAGUAUCAUCCAGUGAUGGUGACAUUGAAGAUCCAGUCGCUGCAGCAGAGGAAAUAGCUUUCUGCAGAGCAUGUGCCCGGUUUGGUCUUGGAUUGUAUCUGUAUCAUGAAGAAUAGAUGUUAUAGAUGGCAAGGUGGUCGACCUUAAUAAAUGUGUCUGGUUGUUUUCUGUUUUGGGAUAUCGGAUUAUACCUAAUACCUGCCCUUACAACAGAUGUAUAUGUACACUAUUCUCGGGUUUGGCUUGGGCUACGUAGAAAGGAGAAUCUUUUAGCUGCUCACAA
Molecule: messenger RNA, 959 nt
Organism: Populus nigra (black poplar)
Lineage: Eukaryota; Viridiplantae; Streptophyta; Magnoliopsida; Malpighiales; Salicaceae
Product: DNA repair RAD52-like protein 2, chloroplastic
Exons: 4
Coding region: 139-792 (217 amino acids)
Biological process (GO): double-strand break repair via homologous recombination
Molecular function (GO): DNA binding
Source: RefSeq, a predicted model, not a curated record